Caenorhabditis bovis is the source of this 360-nucleotide messenger RNA. The record is from the annotation of a GenBank genome assembly. Lineage: Eukaryota; Metazoa; Nematoda; Chromadorea; Rhabditida; Rhabditidae.
AUGCUGCCGACUACGCGGCCGGACAAAGGCGAACGGAGUAAAUCGAUGAAAGCCCAGUUUGACCGCCAUCACGGAGCCAGACACCGAGCCUACGAAGCGCUGGAUCAUCAGAAUCAAUGUCUGCCGCUGCAUAUUGACUUUGAUCUACCGAUGCCGAUACGCCGCCCAUCGGCACCGACGACCGUUCCAACUCAACCAAUGGUCGCUUCAAAAGGAAAUAAAGAACGUGCACCAUCAACUCCUACUACAACACCAGUACACACCAGGACAGCUCAAGGACCAUCACUUUGCCGAUCAUCACGAAACACUCGGGAACCAAGACGCCUUAUAUUGGAUCCCCGUCGAAAGUCCUACCUUUGA